AUGCUCUAUGUUUUAACGAAAAACGGAAAACCUGUAAAUCAGUUAGAUAUUAUGAAGCAAGAUAUUUCACAUCAUUCACUCUUACAAUAUGCUCUUCAUUUUCAUCCGAAGUAUAAUGAAUUGCUCACAUUUGGUUUCACUAAUCGUUAUAGUUGGAUAUCUUCUUUUUCCAACAAUACUGAAGGCGCUGCUUUACCCGUCGAUAAUUUAUAUUUACCACACCCAGUUUAUUUACAAAUCCAAGAAGAAUUAGCUCGAACUUCAACUGAUGGUAUCUAUCGUCUUUCACCUCAUUUGCGAACGAAUAAAUGCCUUAGCGUAUCAAAUGAUUCAACCAGUGGUAAUAUCCGUUCAUUAAAACACAUCGUAUUUUGCUCAAAAAUGAUGUGCACUACAAAAAGUUCGAAUCGAAAUGUUGAACUAAACGUUAAAUUGAGACUUUUAUAUUAA
Molecule: messenger RNA, 450 nt
Organism: Adineta ricciae
Lineage: Eukaryota; Metazoa; Rotifera; Eurotatoria; Adinetida; Adinetidae
Source: the annotation of a GenBank genome assembly